CGCUUAUUGCCCUUGACAAGGUCAAGGUGAGAGUCCAGUAAAAUGGCUGAAAAUUUCCAGCUGUUGACAUUAUUGGGAACGGGUACAUUUGGGGAAGCAUGGAUUGCAAAGUCAAGAAAACAUGAGAUGAAAUGUGUGGUGAAAGUGAUAAACAUUCUCCGAUUAUCUGAACGGGAACUAGAUCAGGCCUUAACCGAAGUGUCCGUUUUGGGACGAAUGCACCAUGUUAAUAUCGUGCGGUAUUUGGACGCCUAUGUUCACGACGGGGCUUUAAAUAUUGCCAUGGAAUAUGCUGAUGGUGGUGAUCUUCAUAAGAAGAUUUGUGACCAAAAAGGAGUUUCCUUCAACAGAGAGGUGAUCAUGGAUUGGUUUGUUCAGAUGUGCAUGGCACUACAGUACAUCCACAAACAGAACAUACUACACAGAGAUCUAAAGUCUCAAAACAUAUUUUUGACCUCGAAAUCCAUUGUUAAAGUUGGAGAUUUUGGAAUAGCUCGAGUACUCAAGGACAGUUCUGAUUUAGCUGUGACGACAAUAGGCACCCCCUUCUACCUCAGCCCAGAAAUAUGCCAGAAAAAGCCCUAUAACCAUAAGAGUGAUAUGUGGGCCCUGGGCUGUGUAUUAUAUGAGAUGUGCUGUCUCUGUGUACCAUUCAAUGCCGAAGACCUCCAGGAACUCAUCCUAAAAAUCCUCCAGGAAAAUUACAAUCCUAUUCCAAGAUUUCUGGGAUCAACCCUGAGUCUUCUGAUUAGAAAGCUCCUAGAUAAAACCCCAGAGAAUCGGCCCUCAGCAGAUUACGUUCUGUCCUUGUCUGCACUUAAACCUUAUAUACAUAAACAUGACCCAAAGAGUAGACAGCUCAGACAACUUCAGUCGAAGGAGCGGCGAUUCAGUCUCCCAAACAUUCCAAGAAAGGACCAGGAGAAAGAAAGGAGAAACAGCAGAGCUUCCGUCGACAAAGAAAAUUUGGACCCAAAGAUGGCAGGAAAGACCUAUUUGGUGAAGAACCCAAAAUUUAAACAACUGGCAAAUACUCCAAAUGUCUCGCAUAUUGUGGCCAAGCAAAGGAAGAGGCAAUCUGACAGUUUAAGUCAGGAGGAGCCCUUUCCAAGAGCAGCUCUGUUCUGCAGAGUGGAAAGAAAUUCAUCCAACACAAACAUUGAAAACAAGCCAACGAUUGAAAGAAAACAUUCCAUUAAAAAUGCUGAUUUACAACCUGAUAACAACAAUAAAGACAAACGUCAGUCUAUUGAUGGAAUACCCAGACAGAAGCUUGAGAAGAGAGAUCAGGAUUCUAGAAGACAACAGAGUGUUGAAUCUAGUGAGAACAUUGGGAAACCCCCAUCUGGUCGGAAAAGUCUGGACUCCAAGCCUCAAAGUCUGCUGGCAUUCCAGAAGGAAGGAGGUAAUAAUUACAGGGGAAAUGUAGCAGAGUCCAGUCAGGUGAAGAAAGGAAGCAGUGAACGGAGAAGCUCUGGAGUACACAGCAGUGAGUGUCAGGGAAAACCCAGAUUUAGAACUCCUAGCAUAGAACCCAGAAUCUCUGACAGAAGACCUACUCCAAUCGGGUCUGAAGGUUCAAGUGUAACCAAAAAACUUUUCUCAAGACACAAAUACCCAGCAUGCCGUGCCAGUAACGAUGAUCCUGACCAAUCAGAAACAGAGAAUGAAGUAUUUGUGGAUCAGGGUGUAGCUGAUAAUGAACUCAGACCUAUAAAUGUUGCUAACAGUCCAAAGAAAGUACGACGGUCUAGUUCCUAUGACUGUGUAUUUGUGGACAAAAAACAGACCCCUAAUGAUGGCUCAAUACCAAGAGCAAAGUCAGCUGGAAGCAUCAAAAGGCAGUCAACAGAUGGAUACACCUACAAUGUCUCAUCUUCUCUAAUGCCUUCUGGGAACAUAGAUAAAGACAAAGGGAAAAUGGACUUUAAUCAGGACUUGUUGAAUAGUGUACCAAAUGUUUUAUAUAAUGCUGUGUGCAGCUUUGUAACAGACAGGGAUAAGGGGACAGAGUUUCUGUCUGCUGUAAUUACCAGGACUUUUGGGAAGAGAGAAGCGGAAAAGUACAUCUCCAAAAUAACCCAGAGUUUGAUUGAACAGAAACCCUUCCAGGAAGUAGAACUGAUCAUUCCAGAAAAUAAGAGGGAGUUCCUUCCCCUCCUCUUAUGUUACAUACAAAUGUCAUAUUGAUGCUGAAUAUUCCCUUAGCUAAAACAGGGAACAAAAUGUGUAGCUAAGUGUUCAUUU
This is a messenger RNA of Saccostrea cuccullata (small rock oyster), 2247 nucleotides long. RefSeq names its product probable serine/threonine-protein kinase nek1. Gene Ontology annotation, biological process: protein phosphorylation. Gene Ontology annotation, molecular function: protein kinase activity; ATP binding. Lineage: Eukaryota; Metazoa; Mollusca; Bivalvia; Ostreida; Ostreidae. The record is from RefSeq and is a predicted model, not a curated record. Bases 43 to 2190 code for a protein of 715 amino acids. The transcript has 9 exons.